Myzus persicae (green peach aphid) is the source of this 540-nucleotide messenger RNA. Its product is annotated as esterase E4. Lineage: Eukaryota; Metazoa; Arthropoda; Insecta; Hemiptera; Aphididae. The annotation marks the transcript as partial. The transcript is spliced from 3 exons. The record is from RefSeq and is a predicted model, not a curated record.
CAGGAACCACAACCCGUACAGCCUUGGUUGGGAGUGUGGAACGCCACCGUUCCUGGAAGUGCCUGUUUAGGAAUAGAGUUUGGAUCUGGUUCUAAAAUUAUUGGUCAGGAAGAUUGUUUAUUUCUCAAUGUUUAUACUCCUAAGCUACCACAAGAGAAUUCCGCAGGUGAUUUAAUGAACGUAAUAGUGCACAUACAUGGCGGCGGAUACUAUUUUGGCGAAGGCAUAUUAUAUGGUCCACACUAUCUUUUGGACAACAACGAUUUCGUUUACGUAUCGAUAAAUUACCGUUUGGGCGUAUUAGGAUUUGCUUCCACCGGCGAUGGUGUUUUGUCAGGAAAUAACGGAUUGAAAGACCAAGUAGCAGCAUUGAAAUGGAUACAACAAAACAUCGUGGCAUUCGGUGGUGACCCCAACAGCGUCACGAUCACCGGCAUGUCAGCUGGAGCAAGUUCUGUUCAUAACCAUUUGUUUUCACCAAUGUCUAAAGGCUUAUUUAACCGAGCCAUUAUUCAAAGCGGAAGUGCUUUUUGUCAUUGG